UCAGGACGCCGCGGUCAGGACGACGAAGCCAAAGAAGACCAGAGCCAGCCGGGUGGCACAGCGGUGUCGUUUCCGUGUUCCUGAUCGCCUGGGUGGUUGUUGGCGUGUCCCUGCAGUGAAGGGUCCUGACAGUGAAAAAGCAGUCUGGCUCCCGAGGUCCACCCCUUAUACCCCAAGGUCCAGAUGGCGGCCAACGUGGGUGAUCAACGUAGCACAGAUUGGUCUUCUCAGUACAGCAUGGUGGCUGGGGCAGGCCGAGAGAAUGGCAUGGAGACGCCGAUGCACGAGAACCCGGAGUGGGAGAAGGCCCGCCAGGCCCUGGCCAGCAUCAGCAAGUCAGGAGCUGCUGGCAGCUCUGCCAAGUCCAGCAGCAAUGGGCCUGUGGCCAGUGCACAGUACGUGUCCCAGGCAGAAGCCUCAGCUUUGCAGCAGCAGCAGUACUACCAGUGGUACCAGCAGUACAACUAUGCCUACCCCUACAGCUACUACUAUCCCAUGAGCAUGUACCAGAGCUACGGCUCCCCUUCCCAGUAUGGGAUGGCCGGCUCCUAUGGCUCAGCCACACCCCAGCAGCCAUCCGCACCCCAACACCAAGGGACUCUGAACCAGCCCCCAGUCCCCGGCAUGGAUGAGAGCAUGUCCUACCAGGCUCCCCCUCAGCAGCUGCCGUCGGCUCAGCCCCCUCAGCCCUCAAAUCCCCCACAUGGGGCUCACACGCUGAACAGUGGCCCUCAGCCUGGGACAGCUCCAGCCACACAGCACAGCCAGGCGGGGCCCGCCACGGGCCAGGCCUAUGGGCCACACACCUACACCGAACCUGCCAAGCCCAAGAAGGGCCAACAGCUGUGGAACCGCAUGAAGCCCCCUGGGACUGGAGGUCUCAAGUUCAACAUCCAGAAGCGACCCUUUGCUGUUACCACCCAGAGCUUUGGCUCCAACACAGAGGGCCAGCACAGCGGUUUUGGCCCCCAGCCCAACCCUGAGAAAGCUCAGAACCACAGCGGAUCCUCUGCCCGGGGGAACCUGUCUGGGAAACCCGAUGACUGGCCCCAGGACAUGAAAGAGUAUGUGGAGCGCUGCUUCACCGCCUGUGAGUCGGAGGAGGACAAGGACCGCACGGAAAAGCUGCUCAAGGAGGUGCUGCAGGCGCGGCUGCAGGACGGCUCGGCCUAUACCAUUGACUGGAGCCGGGAGCCCUUGCCGGGGCUGACCCGGGAGCCUGUGGCUGAGAGCCCUAAGAAGAAGCGGUGGGAGGCCGCUAGCAGCCUUCACCCUCCUAGAGGGGCAGGCUCGGCAACAAGGGGCGGGGGUGCCCCGUCCCAGCGAGGGACGCCCGGGGCUGGGGGUGCCGGUCGAGCCCGGGGCAACAGCUUCACCAAGUUUGGCAACCGCAACGUCUUCAUGAAGGACAACAGCUCUUCUUCCAGCACAGACUCCCGCUCCCGCUCCUCCUCCAGGUCCCCGACGCGCCACUUCCGCAGAAGUGACUCCCACUCAGACUCCGACAGCUCCUACUCAGGGAAUGAGUGUCACCCUGUGGGCCGCAGGAACCCGCCCCCUAAGGGCCGGGGCGGUCGAGGGGCCCAUAUGGAUCGGGGCCGAGGCAGGGCGCAGCGUGGGAAGAGGCACGAUCUGGCGCCCACCAAGCGCAGUCGAAAGAAGAUGGCGGCGCUGGAGUGUGAGGACCCGGAGCGAGAGCUGAAGAAGCAGAAGCGGGCAGCCCGCUUCCAGCACGGACACUCCCGCCGCCUGCGCCUCGAGCCCCUGGUGCUGCAGAUGAGCAGCCUGGAGAGCAGUGGGGCUGACCCUGACUGGCAGGAGCUGCAGAUCGUGGGCACCUGCCCUGACAUCACCAAGCACUACCUGCGCCUCACCUGUGCCCCCGACCCGUCCACCGUGCGCCCUGUGGCAGUUUUGAAAAAGUCGCUGUGCAUGGUCAAGUGCCACUGGAAAGAGAAGCAGGACUACGCGUUUGCCUGCGAGCAGAUGAAGUCGAUCCGGCAGGAUCUGACGGUGCAGGGCAUCCGCACCGAGUUCACGGUGGAGGUGUACGAGACCCAUGCCCGGAUCGCCUUGGAGAAGGGUGACCAUGAAGAGUUUAACCAGUGCCAGACGCAGCUCAAGUCGCUGUACGCCGAGAACUUGCCUGGCAAUGUGGGCGAGUUUACUGCCUACCGAAUCCUCUACUACAUCUUCACCAAGAACUCGGGAGACAUCACCACGGAGCUGGCAUACCUCACACGAGAACUGAAGGCAGAUCCUUGCGUGGCCCACGCCUUGGCAUUAAGGACAGCCUGGGCCCUGGGCAACUACCACCGCUUUUUCCGGCUCUACUGCCAUGCACCCUGCAUGUCUGGCUACCUCGUGGACAAGUUUGCAGAUCGGGAGCGCAAGGUCGCCCUCAAGGCCAUGAUCAAAACGUAUGUGGUGCCAAGCUCCCUUUCUGCCUUUGCUCUUCCCAUCCUUCCGCCUUGCACCGCCCCUCAGACCAGCUCCUGGCCGCAGGCCUCCCCCAGCCCCCAACCCUUGUCCUGGUCCUUGCUUCCCCAUCAUCUUUCUCCAUUCAGCCCUCCCCUCUCCAGUUCCUCUUGCUCUCCUUGUUGGUCACCUCUGUGUUCCGGGUCACUCCUCUCCCUCUCCCCACUGUUCCCAGCUCACUGCCUCUGGGGCCUCUUCUCCACCCCAUCUGUGUGUCUCUUCCUCCUGUUCUCUCCUGCCUGGACCCCCUAGUUCACUCCUUGCCCUGGGCUUCCUCAGAACCCUGAGGUCUCUGCUUUCUCAGCUUGUCGCUCUAGACAGCCUCUGGUCCAACAGGACAAGGCCCAGUCCCACUCAGCUCCUUUGAGAGCACCAGAAACGCUUAGGGAGACACCUGUGUUGAGGCCACACUGGGCACGGUGCCAGAGGCCCCUGGUCAGGCCAUGCCCCUGCAGUGUCCUUCGUUCACUAGACAUUGUGCCUGGCUUGCUGUGGGUGGGGUUGAGUUGCUUGACUCAUGUUUAGACGCAUGGUUCUGUCUGGUGAUUGAGGUGCCCAGGCGACGUUGGGCAAUGUCAAGAGAGGUUUUUGGUUGUCACAGCAAGGGGAUGCUCUUGGCAUCUAGUGAGUGGAGGCCAGGGAUGCUGCUCUGCCACUGCCAUUGGGCCUCAGAGCUCAGUCUUGUCAAGGUGGAGAAAUUCUGGUCGAAGAGGUUGACCGGUAGACUGAAGAGGCCUUGAGAGCCUGGCCAGGUGGCUGUCCACGUGAGGUCAUAGUCACAGCAUGGGGGCCUUGAGUGCCUGGCCAGGUGGCCCUCCACGUGAGGUCAUGGUCACAGCAUGGGGGCCUUGAGAGCCUGGCCAGGUGGCCCUCCACGUGAGGUCAUGGUCACAGCAUGGGGGCCUUGAGAGCCUGGCCAGGUGGCCCUCCACGUGAGGUCAUAGUCACAGCAUGGAGGCCUUGAGAGCUUGGCCAGGUGGCCCUCCACGUGAGGUCAUGGUCACAGCAUGGAGGCCUUGAGAGCCUGGCCAGGUGGCCCUCCACGUGAGGUCGUAGUCACAGCAUGGAGGCCUUGAGAGCCUGGCCAGGUGGCCCUCUGUGUGAGGUCAUAGUCACAGCAUAGUUUGGAGCUAGGGGAGGGAUCGUCAGCCUGGAGGUUAGGAGACUCAUUCUGGAAUCUAGUGUGGGUCAAGCCAACUUCAGGGAGAGGCUGAGCCAGGGUAGGAGUCACAGGAGCAGAUGAGGAUGUGGGGUGCCGUGCACAGAGCUCCAUGACCGGCUUGGGAAGUUAGAAGGAAGGGGAGGCAGGAGGCUGCUUAGUCUGCUGCCAUGAUGGGCCCCAUGAAUGGCGGCUCUCAGGCUUCUGUGCUACACAGGGGUGUGUGGUUGGGCGAGUGUCCUUGUUAAUUGAUACCUAAUUGGCCUUGGUUGGGAACAUAGCCAUGAGUGCCCCUCGUGAGUGGGGCACUAGUCUGUCAUUGACCUCAUUGUGUCAGCACCUUCCCCCCAAGGAGGCUGACCCUGCCCUGCCAGCUGAGACUGGGAGAUGGUGUGGGCUCUGAUCCCAGGGCCUCCAUGAAAGCUCUGGCUUUGGAGCAGAAGCGGGUUCUAGGACUUAGUGCCCCUCACUCGGUGCCUGGGUUCCUGUGUGUGUGGAAAGGGUAGGGCUGCGCCCUGUGGAAGAGGGUUCAGGGAGCUCUGAGGACCUGGCUCGUGCUAGAUGCUCAGUCAGUAGUGUCUUUUAGCAGCAGCCGGAAGUGACUGCUUUCAGUGUGUAGUGGUGAGUGCUAGCUGGCACCCCUGUGCCUGGCUUCCCAAAGACACUGUAAUGCAGGGCAGGGGAAGCAGCGAGGGCUGGGUCCCCACGGUGGCCCUGGCAGCCCUGCCAUCCCCAUCCCCUGCCGCGUGCUGCUCCCUCCAUCUGGCCCCUGCCCCUCAGCCAGUGGAGGAGCCCGCUGGGCCCUUCCCUGCCUGUCCCCUCUCCUCCCUGGCCCCCUGCACAGGUAAGUGAGGGUGAGGGGGGGCACAGCUGGGGACUGGGGCCACUAACCCCACCCCGGGCCCCCCCGAGCCCCUGAGGUGGGGAGGCUGGGAGGCGGGUGGGGAAGCCAGCAGGUACUGUGCUGAGGAAAUCCUGUGGGUACCCGAAUGGGGGGGCCUCCCCGCUCGUGGGGCCCUCCCCUGCCCUCCUGCCCGCCCGCCUCAUCACCUUCUCCUCUUGUCUCCAUAGCUUCCGCCCUGCGCUGCCAGUCUCCUACCUGCAGGCCGAGCUGGCCUUCGAGGGCGAGGCCGCCUGCCGGGCCUUCCUAGAGCCCCUGGGCCUGGCCUACACGGGCCCGGACAACUCCAGCAUCGACUGCCGCCUCAGCCUGGCGCAGCUGUCAGCCUUCUGAGCACCCAGCGAGGAGGGGCGGGGGCAGGGGCUGCAGCCCCCAGCGCUGCCUUUGCGGAUUCUGUUUUUGAGCCGUGGACUUGGGUUGUAAAUUUAUUUGUGGGGAGUGCGCUCCAGGAAGAGCCACCAUCCCUGCCCCCGUUUUCCCACCGGGGAGUCUGUACAGAGAUUUUUCUACGUUUUUAUUUUUUGCCUCAGAGGGAUGGGAUUGGGGAGGAGGGGAUGGGCAGCGGAGGGUUGGGGGCAUGGUCUGCAGGCUCAUCUGUGUCCGCCUUUCACUCCACUAAUGCUGUCUCAGUGUUUUCUCUCUCUCUCUUUCGAGCUUGCACUCCGGUACCCGACCCGGCGCCCUGGCCCAUCCCAUGCCGGGGGGGCCAGUGGAAAGAAGACAGGCCGUCCAGCCCGUGCCCGCCUGCGGCGGGGGCACCCAGCAAGCCCGCCCACCGCCCGCUGCCUCACCUGCUUCGCCACAGACUCUUGUUCCCAGCCCCUUGGGGCCUCCGUGUUUGGGGUGAGGGGAGCUGCUUAGAGACUGUGCCCGUCCUCGGCCCCCCACCCUGAAGUGCCAGCACCACCAGCACCAGAUCCUCCGCCGCCACACCGCACUGAGGACACGCCGGCCGGGCCGCCUCGUCUCAAGUUGUAUAAAGUUGUCUCCGUGUCCCCUCCUCCCUCUGCCCCCAAUGUUUCUUCUGAUUUUUUUUUCCCCUUUCCCUCCCUCCCUCUCCGCAUUCUUCCCUUGGUUCAGCACAGGUAAAAUGGUUCCCCUCCCUCCCUGCCUUCAUGGAUCACCAGCUCACGUCAUGUUGCCUUCUCUUUUCUUUGUGUGUGUGUUUAUUUAAGUUAUUUUUCUUCCUCCUCUCCCUUUUCUUUUUGGCCCUCCCUCCCUCCCUCUUCUGCCAUGUAACUGGAGGAUGUGCUAUGAGUUUGCAAACAGCUGGACUGUCAGGCUGCUUUUUUUCCAGAUGUUCCUCCUCUGCCUCCCCUUCCCCUCCUCUCCCCUCCCUUUCCUUCCUUCCUUCCUUUCCUUGGAGCACUGAGCACCAUUUGGAAGCUUGAGAGAAACCAAAAUUAAAGAGAGAAAGAGAGAG
Molecule: messenger RNA, 5961 nt
Organism: Gorilla gorilla gorilla (western lowland gorilla)
Lineage: Eukaryota; Metazoa; Chordata; Mammalia; Primates; Hominidae
Gene: LENG8
Product: leukocyte receptor cluster member 8
Exons: 15
Coding region: 184-2730 (848 amino acids)
Cellular component (GO): nucleus
Source: RefSeq, a predicted model, not a curated record